CCUCUCUUUCCUUGGACCCCUCCCUCUCCUUGAUCCGGCGGGAACUGUGCCCUGAUCUGGGGGCAGAUCCCUGGCUAGGUUCUUGGGGGCUCUCUGGACUGAGAUUCCUGGGAAACCUGGUCCAGGGUCCGAGGCUCUGGACCCUGCAGAUGUCCUGUGCAUCCAGAUGGGCAGGAGAGCCAGGUCUGAUGAGGUCCAGGCUGGAGGUCCAGCAGAGUUGGCUCCCAAGGUGAAGGAGCUGAGCUGCCGGCAUUUGAGGGAGGCAGCUUCCAUGGAGCGGAAGGAAUGCCAGGCCCCUGCCCCGACAGACGUGGGCCAGCCUCAGCGCCGACAGCCGACACGCAGAUAGCAGAGCCAUCCGCAGGGUCGAACCAUGAUUCCGGUGACAGAGCUCCGCUACUUCGCGGACACGCAGCCGGCCUACCGGAUCCUGAAGCCCUGGUGGGACGUGUUCACCGACUACAUCUCCAUCGUGAUGCUGAUGAUCGCGGUCUUUGGGGGCACGCUGCAGGUCACCCAAGACAAGAUGAUCUGCCUGCCGUGUAAGUGGGUCACCAAGGACUCCUGCAACGACUCGUUCCGGGGCUGGGCGGCCCCCGGCCCGGAGCCCCCCUACGCCAACGCCACCCUCCUGCCAGCCCCCAACACCGGCCCCACGGGCAUCAAGUACGACCUGGACCGACACCAGUACAACUACGUGGACGCCGUGUGCUACGAGAACCGCCUGCACUGGUUCGCCAAGUACUUCCCCUACCUGGUGCUUCUGCACACGCUCAUCUUCCUGGCCUGCAGCAACUUCUGGUUCAAGUUCCCGCGCACCAGCUCCAAGCUGGAGCACUUCGUGUCCAUCCUGCUCAAGUGCUUCGACUCGCCCUGGACCACGCGGGCCCUGUCGGAGACGGUGGUGGAGGAGAGCGACCCCAAGCCGGCCUUCAGCAAGAUGAACGGCUCCAUGGACAAGAAGUCGUCGACGGUCAGCGAGGACGUGGAGGCCACCGUGCCCAUGCUGCAGCGGACCAAGUCCCGGAUCGAGCAGGGCAUCGUGGACCGCUCGGAGACGGGCGUGCUGGACAAGAAGGAGGGGGAGCAGGCCAAGGCGCUGUUCGAGAAGGUGAAGAAGUUCCGCACCCACGUGGAGGAGGGGGACAUCGUGUACCGGCUCUACAUGCGGCAGACCAUCAUCAAGGUGAUCAAGUUCAUCCUCAUCAUCUGCUACACCGUCUACUACGUGCACAACAUCAAGUUCGACGUGGACUGCACCGUGGACAUCGAGAGCCUGACGGGCUACCGCACGUACCGGUGCGCCCACCCCCUGGCCACGCUCUUCAAGAUCCUGGCCUCCUUCUACAUCAGCCUGGUCAUCUUCUACGGCCUCAUCUGCAUGUACACGCUCUGGUGGAUGCUGCGGCGCUCCCUCAAGAAGUACUCGUUCGAGUCCAUCCGCGAGGAGAGCAGCUACAGCGACAUCCCCGACGUCAAGAAUGACUUCGCCUUCAUGCUGCACCUCAUCGACCAGUACGACCCGCUCUACUCGAAGCGCUUCGCCGUCUUCCUGUCGGAGGUGAGCGAGAACAAGCUGCGGCAGCUGAACCUCAACAACGAGUGGACGCUGGACAAGCUGCGGCAGCGCCUCACCAAGAAUGCGCAGGACAAGCUGGAGCUGCACCUGUUCAUGCUCAGCGGCAUCCCCGACACCGUGUUCGACCUGGUCGAGCUGGAGGUGCUGAAGCUGGAGCUGAUCCCCGACGUGACCAUCCCGCCCAGCAUCGCGCAGCUCACGGGCCUCAAGGAGCUGUGGCUGUACCACACGGCCGCCAAGAUCGAGGCGCCCGCCCUGGCCUUCCUGCGCGAGAACCUGCGGGCGCUGCACAUCAAGUUCACGGACAUCAAGGAGAUCCCGCUGUGGAUCUACAGCCUGAAGACGCUGGAGGAGCUGCACCUGACGGGCAACCUGAGCGCCGAGAACAACCGCUACAUCGUCAUCGACGGGCUGCGCGAGCUCAAGCGGCUCAAGGUGCUGCGGCUCAAGAGCAACCUGAGCAAGCUGCCGCAGGUGGUCACGGACGUGGGCGUGCACCUGCAGAAGCUGUCCAUCAACAACGAGGGCACCAAGCUCAUCGUCCUCAACAGCCUCAAGAAGAUGGCCAACCUGACGGAGCUGGAGCUGAUCCGCUGCGACCUGGAGCGCAUCCCCCACUCCAUCUUCAGCCUCCACAACCUGCAGGAGAUCGACCUCAAGGACAACAACCUCAAGACCAUCGAGGAGAUCAUCAGCUUCCAGCACCUGCACCGCCUCACCUGCCUUAAGCUGUGGUACAACCACAUCGCCUACAUCCCCAUCCAGAUCGGCAACCUCACCAACCUCGAGCGCCUCUACCUGAACCGCAACAAGAUCGAGAAGAUCCCCACCCAGCUCUUCUACUGCCGCAAGCUGCGCUACCUGGACCUCAGCCACAACAACCUGACCUUCCUCCCCGCCGACAUCGGCCUCCUGCAGAACCUCCAGAACCUGGCCGUCACGGCCAACCGGAUCGAGGCGCUGCCACCGGAGCUCUUCCAGUGCCGGAAGCUGCGGGCCCUGCACCUGGGCAACAACGUGCUGCAGUCGCUGCCCUCGCGGGUGGGCGAGCUGACCAGCCUGACCCAGAUCGAGCUGCGGGGCAACCGGCUGGAGUGCCUGCCCGUGGAGCUGGGCGAGUGCCCCCUGCUCAAGCGCAGCGGCCUGGUGGUGGAGGAGGACCUGUUCAACACUCUGCCCCCUGAGGUGAAGGAGCGGCUCUGGAGGGCCGACAAGGAGCAGGCCUGAGCGUGGGCAGCGGGCGGGUGCCCAGCAGCGGGACCUCGGGGGAGGCCUCGGGCCCAGGAGCCCCGGGACAACCAGGCCUGCCCCUUGGCUGGGGCAGGAGCCUGGGCUGGACUGAGCUGGGCCGAGAGCGGACACGGCCCCUGAGGGGCUGGCCCCUUCUCCCUCUGGACACUCGUGCCCCCAGGGCAGGCGCCUGCGGGGAAGAUCAGAGACUGUAGUCCGUCCCCAGCACAGUAUUUGGACAAUCAGGCCCCAGAGGCCGAGCCGAUGCCAGAGGUCCAGGGACCCCGACUCAGUUCUCGGUAUUUAUUUUCUCCCCGCUCCACCCGCGAUAACUUAUACAUUCCCGAGAAAGUUCUGCUCCGAGGGGCAGGGUUCGAGGAAGGGUGGGCUGCGUUUCCCUUUUCCUUUUUUUGGGUGAUGCUGCCAGCAUUUAGUGCCCAUCCAGACUUGGCAGAGCGGUCCAGGGUGAGCCAGCUGGGGCACGUCGCCACAGAGGUGGCAGGCUGGGCUCUGGUGGCCCAGCCCGUGGGACAGCAGGCCACCCAGCGGAAAGGCCAGGCCUGGGGUUUGCCUCGCCAGUUUAGAUUUUUUUUUUUAAGCAAAAAAAAAAAAAAAAUUUUUUUUUAAAGCCUUGAAUAUCGAUGGUUUGGGUAUUAAAAAGAAAAAACUUAAAAAAAAAAAGGACACUAAAGGCCAGUGAGUUGGGGUCUCAGGGCGGGACAGCAGUUCCCCUUGAGCGGAGCAGCAGGACAUUGAACCGUUUCCUUCCCCCCGGGGUCACGGGCUGCAGGAUGUCUUCCGAAUCUGGGGACCUUGGUCCAGGAGUCUGUUCCUCUCCCCGCCCAGGGCCGGGGUUCUUUUGUUUUGUUUUGUUUUCGGUGUCUUGUUUUCUUCCUCCUCCGUGCAUCUUGGCAGGCUCGCACUUCUGUGGCCGUCGGCCAAGGGGAAUGUUCGGGAGCUGCCAGGAAGGGAGGAGGCUCAGGCUGGCUAAUCCCCGGAUGAACGGUGCUCCAUCGUCCCCGUCCCUCGUCCUCCGUGUCACAGUGUUCAGGAGCCCAGAGGAGCCACCUCACCGGAACUCUGCUUUCCCUCGUGUGGCAUGUGUCUCCCCAGGGCCACGCCUCACCUCAGCUGCCGACGACGUCUGCCCGGUCACCACCUGACUCUGCAGAACAGACACUUGGAGGCAGGGUUGUGGGGCGGGCGGGGUGGGGGGAGUCGCCGCUGGGGGCAGGGGCAGGCUCCCCAGAUUCUGGUUCCAGUUUCUGUCCCAGGCGCCUGGCGCACGCAGCCCACCCAGCGCCUGGUGGCAGGAAGCCAGCCCACUUCCGAUCAGUCACCGGGGUCCCCGACCUUAGAAGGGUCCCCGCCCAGAUCAGUCACUCGGACACUAAGGCUCGUUUUAGCGUCUCUCGUCUUCACGAUUAUGUCCGUUUGUCCAUUUGUGUUUUCCGCGUCGUGUCAUCAGAUGUAACCCUCAGAAAUAACGCACACUAGCCUCUGACAACCAUGAAGCCAUCCGUUACACGUGGGUCUGAACUUGUAGACUCGGUUCAACUAUCAAAUAAAUCUAUAUCAGAAAGUA
Phacochoerus africanus (Common warthog) is the source of this 4394-nucleotide messenger RNA. It is a transcript of the gene LRRC8A, whose product is annotated as leucine rich repeat containing 8 VRAC subunit A. NCBI's taxonomy places the organism in Eukaryota, Metazoa, Chordata, Mammalia, Artiodactyla, Suidae. The transcript has 4 exons. Bases 374 to 2806 code for a protein of 810 amino acids. The record is from RefSeq and is a predicted model, not a curated record. Gene Ontology annotation, molecular function: protein binding.